This is a messenger RNA of Exserohilum turcica Et28A, 1379 nucleotides long. RefSeq lists its product as uncharacterized. The record is from RefSeq and is a predicted model, not a curated record. The transcript has a single exon. The coding region runs from base 1 to 1308 and encodes 435 amino acids. NCBI's taxonomy places the organism in Eukaryota, Fungi, Ascomycota, Dothideomycetes, Pleosporales, Pleosporaceae.
AUGGCUGAAAACGACACACCCUAUCAACGCAAGCCGCCCAUCACUCCCAGCGCGCGCCUUGGUUCCAUUGAUAGUACAGCCACCAGCCUCACGCUCAGCAGCGCCGAUGAAAACGAAGCAAAUGGCCGGCACGCAUCCCAAAGGAUCCGUCAACGCAAUAGAGAUGCACAGCAUUACGGCGAGCUUGCAGAACGACCCGUUAAUGCAAUCCAUGGCCUUCACACGACGGAUGCUUCGAGGAAAUGGCUGCGUAAACCUGCAAAAUCCGUCAGAUACGCUAAUAAGCCUCAAGACAUCAUAACCCAGCCGGCAGCCUCGCUCUAUCAAGGGCAUUCCCAACCCAACACCCAAGAAGAAGACGACAUCGCAGAAGCCAUAGCGCGCUCAUUGCAUGACUCGGAUGCGGGCCGAGUUAGUGUCAAGACCGUGCCCACUGACAACGGGUCGCCCAUGUCUCCAUACACAAGUCGCUCCUAUACUACUCUCGGCAGCGGCUUCGCGUCCAGCGCCACAGCGCCACAAGACGCUCUCCGUGGCGUUCUAGACUGCAUGGAGGCAGGCAUGGAAUACUUGGACGGGACGGAUUUUGAAAGAGCCAGGCGGGGUGCAGAAAGGCUGGCAAAUCGUAUCAGAAAAUGGCAUGGCACAGUCAGCAAAGUCGUCUACAUGAGUGAAUCAGCCGAGCUUCGACGGACCAAGGACUUGCAAGUACAGCUGGACAUGGACCGGGACAUUGAAGCAGUACAUGGGGACAGAAUCAACAACCUCAACCGAGCAUGGGCGGCUAAGAUGCACAAGAAGGAGCAGGAAUGGCAGAAGGAGAUGGCCGACCUGAAGCAGCUAGUGGAUGCUCUGCAGCGGCCAACCGAAUCCCCUACUCAAUCACACCGCACAAACCUGCAGCGUCCAUGCUUUCAGGACGAGAUGGACCACCUCGUCAAAGAAGUUGAAACACUCAAGUCGAAUCAUGCAGCUGCCAUUACCAGACUUGAAGCAGCCCUUGAAGACGAAGUCAGUGGCCUGCAGCGAAAGCUAAAGCAUCUAGCACAUGGCAGCGCUCAACUCUCCCAAUCACAAAAUGCCAAUGACGACGAACAGGACAAGGAAGAAACGGCUGAGGCGCUAGAGGACGUCAAUAUGGAGGUUGUUCGGGGCAAUGUGCACAUGCAUACAGCUCGCUCAGGGUCAGCUCCAUGCUCAGAAGAGGAAAUGUCUCCUGGCAAGCACAAGCUGGAGCAUGGCGCACCGAGCGCACACCAAGGCACUGAUUGGUCCCCAAAGAGGACAAAGACUGGUUCGACGGCCUAGGGCAAAGACGACGACCUUGGUUCGCCCCAGCAACGAGUUCGAAGGCUGCAUAUUCCCAGCAAGCCGCCAAU